Molecule: messenger RNA, 900 nt
Organism: Adineta ricciae
Lineage: Eukaryota; Metazoa; Rotifera; Eurotatoria; Adinetida; Adinetidae
Source: the annotation of a GenBank genome assembly
AUGGUUUAUACUGGUAAGCAGAGUUCAAUCGCAGGUCAUGGUCAUGCUGAAACAGUUGUAAGGCAAUUGGUAAAUGAUCUUUUGGGAUGUUAUCGAACUGUGGGAACUGACAACUUCUUUACAACUAUUUCUCUUGCACAAUAUUUAUUACAAAAUGAUACAUAUCUUAUUGGAACAUUCAGGAGUAAUCGUGCUGGAUCAUUACAUGAAGUAGCUAAGAAAAAGCUCAAGCAUGGUGAAAUUUAUGGCCUUCAAAACAAAGAUGGUAUCAAAUUAAUCAAGUGGAAAGAUAAAAGAGAUGUCUUGAUGAUAUCUACAAAGCCACCACAUUCAGCAACCGUGGUAGAUACGGAAAAAAAAACAAAUAAGUUAAACGAACGUAUUAUGAAACCACAAGUUGUAAUGGAUUACAAUCAAGGAAAACAAGGUAUAGAUCUAUCUGAUCAGCUCUCAUCAUAUUAUACAUGCCUCAGACGAUCUAUAAAAUGGUAUCAAAAAGUGGCAUUUGAGCUGAUAUUUGGAACAUCAAUAGUUAACGUCUAUUUGAUUUACAAGGAAACGUAUGAAACAAGCCAUAUGACAAUGCUACAGUUUCGUGAAAGUCUCGUGCGAUCUUUACUUCUUGGUACACCAUUCGAGAAUCUGAAACCUGGCCCGAGACAACAGCCAACAAGUCAUUUGAAGUGCAAACUCGCUGAUCACAAGCUUGAAGAAAAGGAAAGAUUUACGCGCAGUGUUGGCAGACGGUGUACUGGCUGCUAUGCAAUGGGUGAGGGUAGGGCACACCAGUCAAGGGAAGCAAGCAAUGCAGCGGCAAAGAAAGUAAAAACUUUCUGCUCUGACUGCGAUAAAUUUUUUUGUCUUGAGUGUUUUCAUGAUAAGCAUUUUGCUAUGGAAUAA